Saccoglossus kowalevskii is the source of this 4291-nucleotide messenger RNA. RefSeq names its product protein tyrosine phosphatase. Gene Ontology annotation, molecular function: protein tyrosine phosphatase activity; protein binding. NCBI's taxonomy places the organism in Eukaryota, Metazoa, Hemichordata, Enteropneusta, Harrimaniidae. The record is from RefSeq and is marked provisional. Gene Ontology annotation, biological process: protein dephosphorylation.
CAUAGCGACCCAGGGGCCGUUGCCGGAAACUAUAUCUGACUUCUGGCGCAUGAUGUGGGAACAGAGAAGCUCAACAAUUGUCAUGAUGACCAAAUUGGAGGAAAGAAACCGUGUUAAAUGCGAUCAGUACUGGCCAUCACGUGGGACUGAGACGUAUGGAUACAUUCAAGUGACAUUGAAUGAUACAACUGAGUUGGCAACAUACACAGUUAGAAACUUUGUCAUAGCAAAUCUGAGGAACCGUGCUGGGGAGAAGCGUGAAGUGCGUCAGUUCCAGUUUACCGCUUGGCCUGACCACGGCGUUCCAGAACAUCCAACCCCUGUUCUUGCAUUCCUGAGACGUGUGAAAGCAUGCAAUCCUCCUGAUGCUGGACCUAUUAUAACACACUGCAGUGCGGGCGUUGGUCGAACUGGAGCCUUCAUCGUGAUUGACUCUAUGCUGGAGCGUAUCAAGCAUGAAAAGACUGUUGACAUUUAUGGUCAUGUGACUUGUCUGAGAGCUCAAAGGAACUACAUGGUGCAAACGGAGGAUCAGUAUAUCUUUAUCCAUGAUGCAUUGCUAGAAGCGGUGCAGAGUGGUAAUACCGAGGUGCCAGCACGAAAUCUCUAUGCACAUAUACAGAAACUCACUCAGCCUGAACCAGGUGAAACGGUUACAAUUGUACGUUUGUCAUUGUAGGGUUACCGCUCACGGUCUGCAUACAUUGCUACCCAAGGUCCAUUGGCAGAAACUACUGAAGAUUUCUGGAGAAUGUUGUGGGAACAUAACUCCACUAUUAUUGUAAUGUUAACAAAACUGAGGGAGAUGGGCAGGGAGAAGUGUCAUCAAUAUUGGCCAGCAGAGAGAUCAGCAAGGUACCAGUACUUUGUUGUGGAUCCAAUGUCAGAGUAUAAUAUGCCACAAUAUAUUCUAAGAGAGUUUAAAGUUACAGAUGCAAGGGAUGGUCAGUCACGAACAAUUCGACAAUUCCAGUUCACGGAUUGGCCGGAGCAAGGAGUUCCCAAAUCUGGUGAAGGCUUUAUUGAUUUUAUUGGCCAAGUACACAAAACAAAAGAGCAGUUUGGUCAGGAUGGUCCCAUAUCGGUUCAUUGUAGUGCCGGAGUUGGUACAGGUGUUUUCAUCACUCUUAGUAUUGUACUUGAGCGUAUGCGAUAUGAAAGUGACCAGUACCAGUUCAACUAUCGAGCGGCGUUGGAGUACCUGGGUUCAUUUGACCACUACGCAAACUGAGAUCUCACAAUAGCUUUGAACACUGUACAAAAUAGGAUUAUAUGACGAACGGAAAGAACUUUUUAACCUUUGUUUUACUGUGAAAAUUAGGAGCACUAAUGCAAAGACGUUAGGAUGUAGAUUUAGAAAGCAGAACUUAUUUUAACAAGGAUAAACUCUGAUGCUUACCAGACUUGUUUUAUUUCCCAUUCUGAUGGGUUGAUCACCAGGAUGCUAUUAUGUGGAUAAAGAAACAGGAUAAUAUUGUGUUGUAAUAAACACUUUAUAAACAAUUAAACCUGCUAAGAAAAUCAACCCGCUUCCACUGUGCCUGGAAUUGAAGAAACUGAAGACAACAAAAUCUCUAUGGUAUAGAAUAAAUUAGAACUGAAAAAGCCUGAUUCUUUUUGUAUCCAUACGAAAAAUCUUCAGGUACUUUUUUAUUUCUCACAGAAGAAAGAGAUAGCAAUUCCUGUAAAUUUGAUUGCUAUGUGUGUGUGUGUGUGUUAUAUUACGCUGUGUUCAAUGUCACUAUAGACCUUAGUUAACGUAGUCUCUUGAUAACAAAAACUAAUGAGAUGUGUAUUUAAGUUUCAUAAUUUCAUUUUCCCCACAAGAGACUUAAACUUUACACCCCUGCAUUCAGAGUAUUUUGAAUCACCUCGUUAUUUUGAGAUUCGUUUCUCAUCAUUUAUGGGUGAAAUACAGUAAAUAUAUCUGUUUUAUUAUUGCAGUACAUAUUGGAGGGUAUUUUAUUGUUUGUGCUUGUAUUAUAUUUGGCACAAUUCGCUUGGAAAAUAAUGCAAACUUUUUUUUUGUUAUACUAUUUUUGUAAUAUAUUUACUGUUCAUUAUUAAGUACCGUAACAACAAAUUGGUGUUUUGUUUUUUUUAAAGUCCUUAAAAAAGAAAAUUGAAAUAUUUUUGUAUAACAAAUUUAUGAAAGUUGAAAAAAAGCCAAUCAACGCAUUUUUUAUUAUAAUUGAGUUGAUGUUUUAAUGAAAAUUAGUUGGAAGUAUUUUAUUAUUAUUAUUCAUAUAGGUUCCAUUUUGGGAUUCUUUUAUAUUGGUUUAACCUGUCCAGUUUGUGGUGGGGAUCAUUUUUGUUUUUCCUCUGUACUUAUACCUCAUACAAAUACUAGGUCUUGGUAACAAACUUUCUCACUCUGAUACAAAGUGUGUUUUCACUGCCAUUGGUUGGUUAAAGGCAAUGAUGUCUAUAGUACUUCAAGUACCUUUCUACAAAAAGUCUUUCUCAGUUCACAUCCCCUCAGUGUAUAUUUCUAUUGAAAGGAAUACUCUAAAUCAUUUUUUUUUUUUUUAUUUUUUCUAUUGAUAUUUUUUUUUCAGUUUUUGUUGAUGGUAAACUGGUAAAUUUCCACAUUGUUCAUUGCGUGCAAGUACGAUGUAAUCCUGCAAAACCAAAAUUUAAUAGCUAUGCAUUUUAAUUAUUUUUUAUUAUUUAUUAUCUUAUAAGUAUAAUUGAUUGACAAUAACCCGGGUUUGUUUGGAGUCACAUAAUAUGGUGGUGGGUUUUAUCACGGUUGUCUCAUCCUGAAACUUCAAAUGUAAUGUAAUGUAGUUGGCAAUUUUGGACCUCUGACCUCAAAUAAUCGACAUCAUGUGUUGUAUGCAAAUUAUGUUGAUGCAAAGUAUGAAUGGUGUCAUGACAACAAAUCAUGGUGAACAUCGACAUCGUACUAAAAAUUGCACACAAUUGUAGUCAGUUAGUGAUUGUACAGCAAAACGUAGCAGUGUUACGGCUUUUAUUAAAAUCACUGUAUAUUGGAACAUGCACUAUUCAACGACCAGUGCCGCCUUAUAGGAUACCCCAGGACAUUCAUUGCCAUUUACUUACAUUUGAGGAUCUGUGGUGUUUUAACCAUUUUAUGACGUAAAGCUUGUUUGAUUCCAUUUUGGAUGUUAAUAUAAUGAUAUUUGCUUGUACUAACAAAACAUUGACCUACAAAUGUUGACAUUUGUGAAAAGUUCUUAUAGCUAACCUCACAUUAACACGAUUAGGUAGAUCCAUGCAGCUGAUUAACGUCCUUCUGUCCAGUGAACAGUUUAGAUGUUUACUGAGACAAAUAUGGUAAAACAUUGAUGUCCAUUACAGUUUUAUGUCAGCUGUAUGUCUGUUAAAAUAACCAUGUGACUCCAAACUACCCAACUAUUACAUUGCUUUAUGCCUAUGUAGCAAAACAUUUUAUUUUAUUUUUAAUCAGUAUUGACAAGUAAAUUUAUAUACUUUCAUUUUGGAGAAGUAUCAAUAAUGAUGUUUCCAUGGGAACAGUAAGUAUAGCAAGUGGCAAGUUGUAUAUUUCAGUUUGCUGAAAGGUUGGUUGUUGCCACUCUAUGUUUGAUUAAAAUUAAAUAAUGCCGCUUUCUAACACUUUAUGCUUAUAAUAACAGAACCGUGGAUCGGAUCUUCAUUUAUAGUGUUGAUAUUUUCAUUCUACACUUGGGGCAAACAAUCAUCAAGUUUAGUCUAGUUUGACAUUCAGUCUUGGUGUUCUAUAUAUUUUAUUGACGUUAAUAGUAAUUUGGUUAUUGGGGCCGUUAAUUGUACCCACCUGUGUUAUAUUUUGAAAGUUUUAAAUGUAUAAAAUUUGUGUAGGAAACUCAUACUUGGCUCAGAAAUGCCAAUUGUUUUUUUUUUACAAUUUUAUUUUCAGUGGAAAUGUUCUCGAUAUACUACUUAAAACAAUGUAAUAUAAUACUUUGUAGUUAAGAAAGUUGAUAGGACCUGAUGUAACACUUUUCCUUGGAUAAUUUAAUCAAUCAUUUACUUUUCAUCACUUGUGUAGCUUCCUAGUUUUGUCUUUAGAAAGUACCCUACCUGAUCCUGGUCAGUACGUGGUUAUAUUACUUCUCUGGGUCAUAGUGUCCUUAUUCAUAAUUCACAUAUGCUGUACAAAUUUUGAGGGUUCUAGAGGGGUGAAGAGGCUGUGUCAUAGAUUCUAUCAUGUGUGAUAUUAUUCAUUUUAGUCAAAGUUUACAAGUUCCUACCAUCACCAUAUUUUAUCAUGUUGGCAUUGUUAUUCUCUUUAAAACACGAAACCAAUAAAGAAUGAUUAAUGUCA